Hippoglossus stenolepis (Pacific halibut) is the source of this 2024-nucleotide messenger RNA. RefSeq lists its product as uncharacterized. Gene Ontology annotation, biological process: cellular response to calcium ion; regulation of calcium ion-dependent exocytosis; regulation of dopamine secretion. NCBI's taxonomy places the organism in Eukaryota, Metazoa, Chordata, Actinopteri, Pleuronectiformes, Pleuronectidae. The record is from RefSeq and is a predicted model, not a curated record. The coding region runs from base 327 to 1949 and encodes 540 amino acids. Gene Ontology annotation, cellular component: axon; synapse. Gene Ontology annotation, molecular function: clathrin binding; SNARE binding; calcium ion binding. The transcript is spliced from 5 exons.
ACGAAGACAGGGAUGAACUGUAUGGAGAAAUUAGGACAUCAGGAGGACUGUCAACAACUCCUAAAUAAUUGUUAGGACAUCAUGUAAUGUGCAGGUGUUUUUGUUGAAACUUGUGAUUCUAAAUAUUCUGGAUAUUUAAUAGGUAUGUUGUUUUUUGCCUUUUUUACUUUUGCACUCAACAAUGAAGCAAAGAUUCGUGUGGAGAUAUCUCCAUCACUGAAAGCCAGAAUGUGUUUUCAUCAGUCAAGCAAAUGAUCGUCUUUACUGGGACCUCUUCGCCUCUGAGGAUAAUUCUCUAGGAAAGCCUCCAGCCCACUGUUUGCACCAUGCCUUACCACGAUGAAGAGUACCCUGGUCAGCCUCUAUGGCAGUCUGUGCUGCUCUUCUGCUGCAAGGGGAUGAUCGAGGGCAUCAUGGUCGUACUCUUCUUCUGGCUCCUGGUGCAGGUCCUCUUCACCAAACAACUGGAAGUUCACCUACAAAUUCUCCUCUUGGUCGGCCUCAUCGUCUUCUGUCUCUCUUUGAUCCUGGGAUGUGUCCUGUGCUGGAGGAAAAGUCAGAUUUGUUCAAGGAAAGACAAAGAUCCUGUGACGCCAGCCCCUGCUGAACCCGUGACCUUUGCCCCGAGCUCAACUCCCUCGGCAGCAACAACAGAUUCCAGGCAGCAGUAUGAGGAGCUGGACGGAGACCUGCUGGAGUAUCCCUCCACAUUCACUAGCCCUGCCCCUUCGGAGGGUGAUUUCACCUCUCUGCCGUUUUCUAAUCUAGCUCGAACCGCCUCUGAGCGGAAGGAGCAGCCAAAGUCUCAUUUUGCCUUGCGCCGUCUCAGCACACCACCGCUAAUGUCACUCCUUUAUAAACCCAUAGAUCCCAGCCACACUUCCAUGCCCACGUUUCCCAAACUGGCACUAUUGUCCAAAACAUGUAAUACUCUGCAGAGGCGCUGCACUGUCCCUGAAGACAAUAUAUCUUAUAAUGAACUCAGCAGGCUCACCAGCCCUGGUGCUGUCUCUCCCUCUAUGCCUGAGGAACCAAUCCCACUAGCUCCACUGAGCUAUGGCUCCAGUGCCAGCUGCAAACAGCCAGCAUCCCAAACACCCUGCCUCCAUUUCACCAUGGCCUUCUCUCCAGAGCAGCACACCCUGGCAGUCACUGUCUUCAGCCUCAGUGGGAUGCCUCACAGACUGGAGGACGUGUCCGUGCUGGGCAGCCUGCCGCCUCUGUACCCCUGUCCCACACAGGCCUCCGUCCAGAGCCGCCUCAGCGCGGGGCCGCGCAGCCUGGUGCUGCUUUUGAAGGUGAACUCUGUGAAUGAGCUCCAGAGGUGCACGCUCAGGGCAGCUGUGUACACCCGGGAGCCUCACAGCCUGGGAGGCACCGCGCUGGGUGAACUGGAGGUGGAAUGUGGGGGAACAGACUGGAGAGCAGGGCAUCCAAUCCACUACACGAAAGAACUAAACCCAAACAAGGGGAAACUAAAAAAGAGUUUGAUCUCCAAGGAUGCACAGACGCAUAAGGGGCUUAGCUGUCCUCCGCAGAUCUUCAUUUUGCUGCAGUAUCAGUCUCUGGCCCACCGGAUCAAAACCACAGUCCUCAGAGCAGAUAACCUGGAGAAACUCGCUCACAUGUCAGCAGCACCAGACUACCUGGUGGUGAUCAAUCUGCAUCACGACAGAAGUGUGAUCAGCAGCAGAGAGACUAAGGGAGGCUGCUGCACUGUGAGGAACAGCUCAUUCCUGUUUGAGCUUCCUCCAGGAGACGUCAGUCAGCUGCCCCUCAUGCUGGAGUUCAUAAUCAUGCAGAAUCACGUGGACCCAGAGGCUACAGUUCUUGGUCGAGUCUUCAUCGGUGCAGCGGCUGCAGAUGCAGGCCGCGCUCACUGGAGGGACAUGUGCAGUCUGCAGAUGGAGCAGGCACGCUGGCACAAUGUUGAACCAGAACCACAGUAGAUACACAUGUCCUUAAAAACUGUUCUGUGGCCAGUGGACCUCAUACACUGUGAACUCAGAGCUGAUAUAACAUUU